Molecule: messenger RNA, 551 nt
Organism: Chrysoperla carnea
Lineage: Eukaryota; Metazoa; Arthropoda; Insecta; Neuroptera; Chrysopidae
Gene: RpL31
Product: 60S ribosomal protein L31
Exons: 3
Coding region: 142-516 (124 amino acids)
Biological process (GO): cytoplasmic translation
Cellular component (GO): cytosolic large ribosomal subunit; ribosome
Molecular function (GO): structural constituent of ribosome
Source: RefSeq, a predicted model, not a curated record
GGUUGACACUAAGUAGGUAUUAUCAGUAGAGUAAUGCUACAAAGUUUCAUGAACUUCAGUAAGCAGAUGCUAGGUGGAGUCGAAUCAAAUACAGUUUGUUUCUUUUAAUAAAAUAUCGGAAAAGAAGUAAGGAUUUACAAAAUGGGUAAACCUAAAGGUGAGAAAAAAGGCAAAUCAGCCAUCAACGAAGUUGUUACACGAGAAUAUACUGUAAACUUACACAAACGUUUACAUGGUGUUGGAUUCAAAAAGCGUGCCCCUAGAGCCAUCAAAGAAAUCAGAAAGUUCGCAGAAAAACAAAUGGGAACACCUGAUGUCAGAAUAGACACACGUUUAAAUAAACAAUUAUGGACUAAGGGAAUCAGAAAUGUUCCAUUCCGUGUACGAGUACGAUUAUCACGCAGACGUAACGACGACGAAGAUUCCAUUCAUAAACUAUACACUUUAGUAACUUAUGUACCAGUGGCCACAUUCAAAAGUUUACAAACUGAGAAUGUUGACGCGAGUCAAGAAUAAAAAUUGUAUUUUUAAUUAUUAAUAAAAAAUAAUAU